AUUAGUUAUUAUAAAAUGUUGCAAAUAUCAACAAAAUAUUAUAGAAUUUUAACACUAGUGUUAUUGCAUUAUUUGCUCUGCUAUGUUGCAGCAGAAAAUUCAACUGCACGUAAUACAACCACUAAAGUUCAAGAAACAGCUAUAUUAAAUUUUAUGCCACAAUUAUCAACAACAAUAACAAAUUCAAGUGAACCAUAUUGUGAGCCAAGCCUUUGUGAAUUUUACAAUGGCACUCAUAUAAAUCAAAUGCCUCACAUCGCUUGUCAUAACAAUGGCGAAUUUGGACCAGCUUGCGGUGUUAAGCCACGACUUCUUGACAUGAACGAGCGUCGUCGCAAUCUCAUCUUAGAUAUGCAUAAUUUAGCAAGAUCACGCAUAGCUUCUGGCGAACUUGAGGGCUACAAACCUGCUUCCCACAUGCCACUACUUAAAUGGGACACUGAGUUGGAGCAUCUUGCGAUGCUGCACGUUAAACGUUGUCAAUUCGCACAUGAUCAAUGUCGCAAUACACCCAAUUAUCUAUUCAGUGGUCAAAAUAUUGGUUACUUUUGGAUUGGCCGUGAAUUCAAAUCGCACUCGAAACGCAUGAAGGCAUUUAUACUUAAUUGGUUUAAAGAAUAUCGUGAUGCUGAUCAAACAUUUAUUGAUAGCUAUCAUCCGCACCCUGAACGCAAAAAGAUAGGACACUUCACACUUAUGGUUGCUGAUCGUACGCAUCGCGUUGGUUGUGCUGCAGUACGGUAUAGAGAACCUAGCCAACCUGAUGAUGUCAAAUUCCUCAUGACGUGCAAUUAUGAUUUCACCAAUAUCAUUGGAGAGCCCAUAUACCAAACUGGUCGUACUGCUUCAAAAUGUACCUAUCAAAUAAGUGAGAAAUAUCCAAAUCUUUGCGAUUGGAAAACAGCUGUUUAUGAAUACGACGAAAACGAUGAUGGUGAAAAUAAUUUGUUAAAUAAUAAUAUACCAUAUAAUAUGCCUAAAACAUUACAUUUAAUUUUUUUAACAGCUUCAAUUCUUGCUGUUGUCUUGCAACAAAGUGCAGCUACUGACUACUGCAGUUCAACAUUAUGUGGUUCUGGUAGAACGCACGUUGCCUGCGGUAACACAGGUGCAUUUGCAUCAACUUGUGCCAGCGAUGCAAAUAUCAUAUCAAUGACCACCACUCUACAAAAUGCCUUACUCGACAAACAUAACACCCUCCGUAACACUGUCGCAGCGGGCAAUUUAAGUGGAUAUACGGCCGCCAAACGUAUGGCAACUAUAGUUUGGGAUGCAGAAUUAGCUAUGUUGGCUGAAUUGAAUGUUAAACAAUGCGCCAUGAAACAUGACCAAUGUCGUAAUACUGACAAAUUUAAGCUCGCUGGUCAAAACUUGGCUUACAGUGGGUGGUCUGGCACAACUAAGGAAGUACAGGCUGUAUCCGUUUCACAUGUGCAAAUGUGGUUCGAUGAAUAUAAGGAUUGCUCAAUGACAUAUAUUAACAAUUAUAGCAAUCCAACAAAUGGGAAAGUAAUUGGUCACUUUACGCAAGUAGUACAGGAGAAAGCAACAAGCAUGGGUUGCGCCAUCUUACGUCAAACUAAAAAUGGUUUCACUGAACAAUAUACGGCUUGCAAUUAUGCAUACACAAAUGUAAUUAACCGUCCCGUUUAUACUAGUGGUACCGCAGCUUCAGCUUGCACAUCCGGCAAAGAUGCAACUUAUAAGUCCUUGUGUUCUACUGCGGAAGUAUAUAAUGUAAAUUCAUAAAUAUACAUUCCAUCUUUUAAUUGAAAGGAAACGAUAGAUAUAUGUACUAAUAAAUAAUGAUUAUUUGAAAAUAUA
Teleopsis dalmanni is the source of this 1824-nucleotide messenger RNA. RefSeq lists its product as uncharacterized. Bases 16 to 1749 code for a protein of 577 amino acids. The record is from RefSeq and is a predicted model, not a curated record. Lineage: Eukaryota; Metazoa; Arthropoda; Insecta; Diptera; Diopsidae. The transcript is spliced from 5 exons.